Messenger RNA from Leucoraja erinaceus (little skate), 3370 nucleotides. RefSeq names its product sentrin-specific protease 2-like. The record is from RefSeq and is a predicted model, not a curated record. The transcript has 17 exons. Lineage: Eukaryota; Metazoa; Chordata; Chondrichthyes; Rajiformes; Rajidae. The coding region runs from base 16 to 1974 and encodes 652 amino acids. Gene Ontology annotation, biological process: protein desumoylation. Gene Ontology annotation, cellular component: nucleus. Gene Ontology annotation, molecular function: deSUMOylase activity.
ACGACCGCGCCGGACAUGGGGUGUUAUAGUUGCCCACUGACCACGGAUCGUGUGAAGGGAUUAUUUGUACCGGGGUCUUCAUUGCCAGCUCGGGCCUGUGAUCACAGUGAUGCAUGGACAAGGCUGGAACAGUGCGCAUGCGCCGCCCACCCCCCGGUCUCCACGGCAACAGCCGGCCCGAACCUGGCCUGCUCAGGCCUAGCCUUCGCCACUCCGAUGUACCAAUGGAUUCGCGGCAACUUCUCUUCUGUCUUCCCCACUGGGUCAGAACCUCCUCCACCUGCCGCUUCUGAACGCAACGUUGCCGGCCUGCUGAAAAGAACCUAUGAGAGUGUCCACACUUCCAAUGAUGAAAUUGAAUGGAAAUCAGUAAAGAGGCAAAAGCUGGAUUACUUUGUAAAAGCAGUUAAAAAGUCUUUAACAGGACUUGUCAGCUAUAUAAAAUCAGUGUCACCAUUUGGCUACAAGGUCAUGCAAGUAGAAUCCAAAUCCUCUGUGCAGAGGAAGUCGAACCAACAAUUGAAACAGGAACUCUCCUCCUCCCUGACUGAUCUCUGUGAUUCCAGUUCUCGGGAGCCUUUAUCAAGAGUGGAUUUAAAGUUGGAUGUUGACCAGGAGUUAGGGUGGAGGAAUCAUGGAAAUGAAAGAAAAUGGCAAGAAUUUCACAGGAUAAGGCAAAGAAAACUCUGUGAACCUUCUAGAGAAACGAGUGAGCUGCUGCCUUUUCCUCUACAGCACCGCAGCCUUCCAUCGACACCACCACCAAUCAGGAAUGAUGUCAGGUGUGGCACUCUGAACCAGCAGAGCACAGAGAAGAAUGAGAAGGAACAGUAUAAGCUCCUCCUGAGGCUAGUAGCUGCAGGAUUAGAGAAAAAGUCUGAGGAGCAACCCUCAAUUUCUGCUUCCAAAACAACACAUGUUUCAGCCAGCACCAACUGGGCAGGAUACAAAGAAAAACAAGGCAGCUUUGAAAAUGAUCCAUUAUCACUCAGAUUGGGUGAAGUAGGUCGACCCAUGUGGAGGGAAUCUUGCGCCAAAUCAACAUCGGGGAAUAUCAAUACAAGCAGGCAGAUCCACAUUGAUCAACAUUCAGAAAUCUUGGAGAACACUGGAGGAAAGACUGCUCUGACAAUUAAAGCACUUAUAGAGAAACAGCAUAUAGAUCAAGACCUAUCGCAGGAAGUGGCAGUUCGAUUGUACCUGGAUGAGGGAGAUGCCACAGCAGCUGUUGAUCUGACAACCCCUCAAACCCUGAAGGAAAAUCUAAGCGUCUUAAAAAAAGACCAGGGAGGCAAUCUGCCACAAUUUACUGAGACAAUGGUGGAGGAGGUGAGAAAGGCCCUUGACUAUGGAGAACUUGAUGAAGUGGUCAGCACUGGCUUUAAACUCAAGAUAACACGGAAAGAUAUCAGCACUCUCUGUAAUUACAGCUGGCUCAAUGAUGAGGUAAUUAACUUCUACAUGUGCUUAAUUAUGGAACGAAGUAAAGAAGCUUAUUUUCCUGGAGUUUACGCAUUUAAUACUUUCUUCUAUCUGAAACUGCACACUGGAGGUUACCAGACUGUAAAGCAAUGGACCAAAGGAGUGGAUUUAUUUGAAAAGGAUCUUAUACUGGUCCCGGUACAUUUAGGAGUCCAUUGGUGUUUGACAGUUGCAGAUUUAAGAAAAAAAUUGAUCCUUCACUUUGAUUCCAUGGGUCAGUGGAAUGAUGAUGUAUGCUGGACAUUGCUACGAUACUUGCAGGAAGAAAGCAGAAAUAAGAAAGGCCAUCAGUUGGAUUCCUCCAAGUGGGUCCUCCGCAGCAUGAGAUCUCAUGAAGUUCCACAGCAGCUGAAUGGAAGUGACUGUGGGGUAUUUGUGUGUAAAUAUGCUGAUUACAUUGCAAGAGAUGAGAAAAUUACUUUUACCCAGCAUGACAUUCCCUACUUCAGGAUGAAAAUGGUUUGGGAGAUCCUCCACAAGAAGUUACUGUGAUUUAUUGGGUUUUAAUAGGCAUCAGUGCAGAUGAGGGAUAAUAUCCUGUCUUCAGCUGUGCUGGCCUUUGUGGACCGAAGUGUACAAAUUGCACGGUUCUUCUAGGAUCUUGCAUCUUCUGCUAGAGAUUUAUUCAUAGCUAGAAUUACCAUGGUUUUAUUAUGCUCAGUGGUUGCAUUGAGGCGUUGUGAGAAUUUGAAGAUAUGACAGCAGGAAGUAUGAAUUAAACAUCUGGCCUAACUUGGUGUGGUUACUACUCGGCAAAUGUAUGGUGGAGAAAUGUGUGCUCCACCGUGCAGCCAACAACAGAGAAUUAUAAGGGCUUCUUGUCCACCUGCCCUUCCAAUACAGCAUAUAUAUAGGUUGUGAUGCCAAUACUAAAUGGAGUCAAUGGAGGAAUCUUCAUUUUUGGGGAUACCAAGUGUUGCCAUUCAAGGAUUAGCUUAUAUUACAGUGGCAUAUUCUUCCAAUACUAAAGCAAGUGCUUUUGUGUGGAAUUCAAUACUUAAAUCCUUUGGGGACAAAUCUAAUAUGUUGUGUUGAAAUUGAGAUAACUAUUUAAUAAAUUUCAUUUCUGACCUCAUUGUAAUUGAGUUGUGUUGAUAUUGUAAUGUGUGUGUAUGUGUAUGUAGGCUCGUCCUAGCUCCACUGUCCAAAUGUGUACUCUCAUCACAACUUCUCACCCUUCAUUCUCAUGUCAGUGAAUUGCAUUGAUCCUGGUUCCCUCUAUUUAAAGAAUCAUCACAUCCUGAUGAUUUUGCUGAUGCAAUCCUGGGUGUAGGCUCUAGACUAGUGUCAUUCAUUUCCAGGGCAAUCUCUUGAGAUCGAGUAAUAUUUACUUCCACAUUUGUGAGCUUUGAGGUGAUUAAUGAGGUCAAAGUGGGCAUCAUAGACCUUGCCUUUGGUGGGACAAAUGUGUAAUUUGGGAGGUGGCAUGCUUCUCUUCUCUUGUUUUGGGCUUCUUAUAUUUCCCCAAUAUGCAAGCUCUGGGUUCUCUAGCAAUCCCAAAUGCUACUUCUCUUUUGUGAGUGGUCAUUGGCGACACUUCAAAAAGGACUUAAUUGUUGAAAAAUGCUUUUGACAUCUUGAGGCAUGGUAAAGAGCUAUGUAAAUAUAAUUUUGUUUCAGUUUAUCACCUUUCAUAUCUGAACUUCCUCAAGCUCCAUGCAUUUUUCCACCUUCUGUUGGUCCUCUAGUCUGACGUUGUGUGCAUCCCUGCUAGGUUGACAUCAGCCUAAAAUCUUUCUCCCCCUUCUCUAAGAAUCACUUCAAAUCUUCUCUGCCCAAUUUAUUGUUUACCUAUUCUAAUGCCUCCAAAGAUGGUUUGGUGUCAGACUGCAUAAAUACACUCAAAUGUAAUGUAUUUUGACUGUGCAUUAAAGAAGUUGUUUUUGUA